UUGUCUCCGCUCCUCUCCAUCCAAGUGAGGCAUUUCUAAGGGACCAACAACGGAAAAGAGAUUACUUUCACCAGAGAUUCAGCCGCAUUUGAUUCAAACGGGAGGCUCAGCUACCCCUAGCUGGAUCUAUUCAGAACGCAAUUCCGUUAUCAUCACGCUGUGUGCUCCUGUGAUGGACUGCCUGUGAAUUAAAACACGAAACACAACUUUUCGGUCUUCUGUUUCUGGAAGAUUCGUUGAUUUUCCCCUGGUUUUCAAACUAUUCAUUAAUGUUUAGGUAUUCGUUGUGGAAGUAUGACAUCAGUGCACUGUGAGAGCUGGGUGGUGAUUCACGAUUUCAACGGAGGAAUAUCAACGGCACUUCCUCGUACGCUCUGUAGAAAAUGAGUUAUGAUUAGUAGCGUUUACAUUAUUCCUACAAUGGCUGGUGUUCUUUAUUGAAUAUCGAAUCAAAUUCAAACCCGGAAUGGGUGUCCAAGCAACAAGCGACUGUGUGAACGGUACUCUGCUUCUGGGCAGUUGUGCGCACAUUUGGAAGGAAUAAGGCAUUGGUAAACCCGUCGGUAGCCUAAACCAGAAUAAUCUGCACACCUUUCUCACCUGACAAUUUUUUUUCUACACAUGGACUUACUUUGGACGAUGCAUCACCUUGAUUUCAUAGAAGUAUAAUUUUAAAAAAGUGCCUCGGUGAAUCUGGUAUUUUCUUCUGAAUCGAAGUCGGAGGAGGCAGGAGGGAGAGAAAGAGAUAGAGAAGGACCAUGGCCAGGCUAGGGCAUGGUGGUGGUGUGGUUCUGCAACUGAACAAACCCUGCUUUACGUGGCAAGUGUUGUGGGUGAUGAAAGCUCUAUUCGACCUUACAGCAUCGCAGGAAAUGUACGCACCGCAUUCCAUAAGAAUGGAGGGAGACCUGACCCUUGGUGGCCUCUUCCCUGUGCACGCCCGGGGGAUCCCGGGGGAACCGUGUGGCGACAUUAAGAAAGAGAACGGGAUCCACCGCCUCGAAGCUAUGAUGUACGCCUUGGAUCAAAUCAACAGUGAUGACGAGCUUUUGCCCAAUAUCACCCUAGGUGCCCGGGUGCUCGAUACGUGUUCUAGGGAUACCUAUGCUCUGGAGCAGUCUCUGACUUUUGUGCAGGCACUCAUACAAAAAGACACUUCGGACGUGAGGUGUAUGAACGGUGAGCCACCAGUGUUCGUCAAGCCAGAGAAAGUUGUUGGAGUGAUUGGAGCUUCAGCGAGUUCUGUAUCAAUCAUGGUGGCGAACAUAUUACGUCUCUUUCAGAUUCCUCAGAUCAGCUAUGCCUCCACGGCCCCGGAGCUGAGCGACGACCGACGAUACGACUUCUUCUCUCGCGUGGUGCCUCCGGACUCGUUCCAAGCCCAAGCCAUGGUGGACAUAGUCAAGGCCAUGGGCUGGAACUACGUAUCUACCGUCGCGUCAGAAGGAUCCUAUGGAGAGAAGGGAGUGGAUGCCUUUCAUCAGCUGUCCAGAGAAUCAGGUGGGAUCUGCAUCGCUCAGUCCUUAAAGAUCCCUCACAAUCACAAGCAGGAGAACUUCGACAAGAUCAUCAGGCUGCUUCUGGAGACUCGUUACGCCCGGGCUGUCAUCCUCUUCGCAUCAGAUGAGGACAUACGGGGUAUCCUGAACGCCAGUAAGAGGGCGGACCAGGUGGGUCAUUUCCUGUGGAUCGGUUCAGACAGCUGGGGAGCCAAGAUCAGCCCUGUCCAUCAGCUAGAGGAAGCAGCAGUGGGAGCUGUCACUAUCCUGCCAAAAAGAGCAACCAUCGCCGGAUUUGAUGCCUACUUCACAUCGCGGACACUGGAGAACAACAGGAGAAACGUCUGGUUCGCAGAAUACUGGGAGGAGAACUUCAACUGUAAACUAAUGAGCUCUUCCAAGAAGGAAGACACCAGCAGGAAAUGCACAGGCCAAGAGCGGAUUGGGACGGACUCUAAGUACGAGCAAGAGGGGAAGGUUCAGUUUGUGAUCGAUGCAGUGUACGCCAUGGCCCACGCCCUUCACAACAUGCAGAGAGACCUGUGUCCUGACGUCUCUGGGAUCUGUCCCGAUAUGGACUUGGCCGGGGGCAAAAAACUGCUCAAGUACAUUCGCAGUGUCACGUUCAAUGGAAGUGCUGGGACGGCGGUGAAUUUCAACAGGAACGGUGAUGCUCGGGGACGUUAUGACCUGUUCCAGUAUCAGAUGGACAACAACAGCUCCCCGGGAUACAAGAACAUUGGACAGUGGACCGAGACAUUACAGCUCAACAUCGAGGAUAUGCAGUGGCCGGACGGACAGGCAGAGAUCCCCAGCUCUGUGUGCAGUCAGCCCUGCAAGACAGGACAGAGGAAGAAGGCAGUGAAAGGCAUGCCGUGUUGCUGGCACUGUGAACCCUGUGAUGGCUACCAGUACCAGUAUGAUGAAACAUCCUGCAAGCUGUGCUCCUACAGCAUGAUGCCCAACCCCAACAGGACGGCAUGUCAGCCCAUCCCCAUCGUGAAGCUGGAGUGGCACUCCCCUUGGGCAGUGAUCCCCGUCUUCCUCGCCAUGCUGGGCAUCAUCGCCACCAUCUUCGUCAUGGCAACCUUCAUCCGCUACAACGACACGCCCAUUGUCCGUGCGUCGGGCCGUGAACUGAGCUAUGUCCUCCUCACCGGGAUCUUCCUCUGUUACAUUAUCACCUUCGUCAUGAUCGCCAAGCCCGACGUCGCCAUAUGCUCGUUCCGCCGGAUCUUCCUGGGUCUGGGCAUGUGCAUCAGCUACGCCGCGUUACUCACCAAGACCAACCGGAUCUACCGAAUCUUCGAAGAAGGUAAGACGUCGGUGACGGCACCCAGGCUGAUCAGCCCGACCUCUCAGCUGGCCAUCACCUCUUCCCUAAUUUCCGCUCAGCUAUUGGGUGUGUUCGUCUGGUUCGGUGUGGAUCCCCCUAACACCAUCAUCGACUACGACGAACAGAAAACAUUCAACUCAGACCAGGCUAGAGGAGUGUUGAAAUGUGACAUCACGGAUCUGCAGAUUAUAUGCUCGCUGGGUUAUAGCAUCCUACUCAUGGUCACGUGCACGGUGUACGCCAUCAAGACGCGGGGCGUCCCGGAGAACUUUAACGAGGCCAAGCCCAUUGGAUUCACGAUGUAUACCACCUGUAUCGUCUGGCUAGCCUUCAUUCCCAUCUUCUUUGGGACAGCUCAGUCUGCAGAAAAGCUAUAUAUCCAGACCACCACCCUCUGUAUCUCUAUGAAUCUUAGUGCCUCGGUGGCCUUGGGGAUGCUUUACAUUCCUAAAGUCUAUGUCAUCAUCUUCCACCCGGAGCUUAAUGUCCAGAAGAGGAAGAGGAGCUUCAAGGCGGUGGUGACGGCCGCGUCCCUAACCACACGCCUCUCACACAAGACCAGUGACAGGCCCAAUGGAGAGGCCAAGACGGAAUUGUGUGAAAACAUUGAUCCAAACAGUCCGGCAGCAAAGAAGAAGUAUGUGAGCUACAAUGACAUUGUGAUCUAACAGCCAUCAUCAGAGAGAAGGGCAGGCUGUUUGGAGAUGCUUGGUCUCCUGCCCCUCCUGCCCAAUUGGCAACAUAAAGGAAAUCCAAACUAUGUUUAUGUCCAUGCUGCUUUACUGCCCACUCACACCCCGGAACCUGCAGAACCCCCCAGAACCCUGGAACUCCAGAACAACACAGUGACAAUGGGUGGGUUCUGGGUUCUAGAGCUUUCCUUUCAAACAGAGGAUUCUGUCUGGCUAACUGAUGUUUUUUUCAUGGUGGAAAAUCAAGACGGACAUUUCUGUUGGGAGCAAAAUAAUUUACAAAAUAAUUUGUUUUGUUAAAUGAUUCCAGAGAGAGAAAAAAAAGAGGCAUAGAACUGGUUUGGACAAAAAACCUGUGUUCCUCCUCAGGAUUAGAGUGUGUCUCUGCAGACCCCUCAGAGCUGGCCCCCCACUCCCUAUAGGUGUGUCUCUACAGGUACGCUGGCUGCAGCAGGAGGACACACCUGUCCUGGAGGACUCACCUGUCCUGGAGGACUCACCUGUGCUGGAGGACACACCUGUGCUGGAGGACACACCUGUGCUGGAGGACUUACCUUUAAUUGACCUACCUGUACCUGCCACGGGGCUGUUUCUUGUCUUUUAAUGUCCUUCCAAAUUGCAAGUUUUCCAAAAUUCCUGUCGAAAAAAAAGUUUGAGGUUCUAUUGGCCUAUCCGUUACAUUUGUUGUAGAUUUUCUAAAGAUCUCAAUGUAUUUAUUCUUUGCUGUUUGGAUGCACAGUCAAUUAAAGCCAUAUUCUUGUCUCUGAGAUGUCAAGUAUUUUUUCACGUUUUCGAUUCUGGCUAUAUGUCGGUCGACAAGAAAGACGCACGGUAUCUGAUUUUUACAUUCCCUUAUAUGUGUUUGGGGAGUUUUCUACAGACAUGCUUUCAGUAUGUUGAACGGGUACAGUACAUUAAACUAUCGACUGUAUUUUCAGUAUGUUGAACAGGUACAGUAACAUUAAACCCUCGACUGUGUUGUCAGUAUGUUGAACAGGUACAG
This is a messenger RNA of Oncorhynchus mykiss (rainbow trout), 4530 nucleotides long. Its product is annotated as metabotropic glutamate receptor 7. Lineage: Eukaryota; Metazoa; Chordata; Actinopteri; Salmoniformes; Salmonidae. Gene Ontology annotation, molecular function: G protein-coupled receptor activity. Gene Ontology annotation, biological process: G protein-coupled receptor signaling pathway. The record is from RefSeq and is a predicted model, not a curated record. Gene Ontology annotation, cellular component: membrane.